Messenger RNA from Lingula anatina, 1224 nucleotides. Its product is annotated as DNA-directed RNA polymerase III subunit RPC7-like. Gene Ontology annotation, cellular component: RNA polymerase III complex. NCBI's taxonomy places the organism in Eukaryota, Metazoa, Brachiopoda, Lingulata, Lingulida, Lingulidae. Gene Ontology annotation, biological process: transcription by RNA polymerase III. The record is from RefSeq and is a predicted model, not a curated record.
UGCUCCCUAAAGGUCAAGGCCGUUUACGCAAGAAGGCAACGUGUAGUGUAUUUCUUAGAGAGAUGUGACUCGAGCUUUCCGUGAUCACAGUCAGGUCCACGUGCUCAGACAUUUCUCGGGAAUGUUUAAAAUCGAGCAUUACUCUGAGUGAAGUAUAAAUGAAUACGAAUAUAAAGACAUUUUGUUUUACCUGUUUUAAUUGUAAAAAUAUAAAUACAGAUAACCACAGAAGUACAUUGUUACAUAUGUGUAUGAUUGAGUGCCCGGCUGUUUUGGGAUGUGAGGGUUGUUGUACCCCAUCAUUUUUUGUCGCCUGGUUUGACUUUAUAAGCGAUCUGUGAUAAUGGCGGGUCGAGGUAGGGGAAGAGGCCGUGGUGGAGGUAAAGGGAUGUCAUUUUCUGUAGAGACACUAGGGUUUGGUCGUGGUGAAGCACUCCCAGCUCCAACACUUCAGCCGCCCCCUCUUUUCCCGCCAUUGGAAUUCAAACCAGUUGCUCUGACAACUGGCGAAGAGAUGGACUAUAUUUUAGCAUUAAAACAGGAGUUCAGGGCAACCAUGAAAGAACUACCUUAUUAUGUAAAAGCACAGGAAAAGAAGAAGGACAUAGAGAGGUACACUGACAAGUACCAAACUGGGCAGCAAGACAGUAGCAUUAACUGGGAGCCUGAUUGGAAAAGAUUUCCCAAAGAACUCAAAAUACGAGUCAGGAAAGCAGCUAAAAUACAAGCAGUAGUUAGACCUAGUCUUCCAAAGAAGACAAUUAGCAGGAAAGCUGAUAAAGAUGUUCUACAGACUUUAGAGGAACUAGAAAAGAAGGCUGUUGAAAUUGAUGCUGAAAAAGAUGAAGAAGAUGAAGAAGAAAAGAAAGAAGAAGAUGGUGAACAAGAGGAAGAGGAAGAAUAUGAUGAGGAAGACCUGGAAGAGGAGACUGACUACAACUUGAAUUAUUUUGACAAUGGGGAAGGUUAUGGUAUGGAGGAUGAAGAUGAUAAUCUUGAUGAUGGACCAACCUAUUGAUGUGUUCUGGCCGUUUUCAGUGUUUCAGGAUAAAACCAAGCAUACUAAGUACCACUACCCGGAGAAACCUAAUCUUGGGCUCACAGGCCAAGGAUUGUUGGUCUUGAUACAAAGGACCCUAUCAGACUCAAUCAUGCUAACUGUGGAUCGAUGUAUUACGAGGAGAUUCUCGCUAAAUUGCAAUCAACUUAAGCUGCUUAGAUGUC